UCGAGAGCAGGGCCUGAACAAGCUGCGAUGCGGUCUUGACGGUCUUGUGGACUCAGCCCCCGCCUAUCUCCGUGUCGGGAAGAGUGUGCCCGCGAGGGGACUAAUGUGAAAGGAGAAUUAGAAUUAAGAAGGGAUGGGCUGCUCAAUGGCCCCCCUGUGUGUGUCGGAAGAAGAGCAGGGAGGCGGCUGAUGCAGCAAGAGCCCCACGAUCACCACGACCCGGCGUGCAGCUCGUCCUGUCCUAAGCUAAGAUAAGUAUGUAUGUAUGUACUGUACAGUGCCGGCGAAAGCCAGGCGUCCACGGGCGUGGCAAGUCGAGCUCGAGACCCAAGAUGGUGACGGUAGCAUUAGCAGCAACAGCAGUGCCGUUCAAGUCGGUAUGUACAAAGUGUAGAUGCCGGCGCCGGGGCGAGAAACUCCAGGAAGAGGCUGCAAGUACCUGCCCGUAACGUAUUUCGUACCUUGGAGAAUUCUUAAACGAAGGACGCAGAGGACGAGCCAAGAACAGGGGUCGUCGUUGGGGGAAAGCACCCCGGCCGGCUCAUGGAAGCUGGCGUGUUCUCCAGGCCCCUGGCUGCAGUCUUUAAGUGUAUGGAGUUAUUUUAUUUUACUUUUCGGUUUGUUAAUUUUAACCGAGCUUUCCUUGAAGAGGCAACAACCAGGUGCCACGAUCGACGGGAACAGGGCCCGGGAGGUGUGGAAGAGGGAAAGUCUUGCUAAUUCUCCCUUGACUUUUCCUCCGGUACAGGAGGUGGGAAAAGAGACUUUCGGUCAUCUCCAGCAAACUUUCGCUUCACUCACGCCGUUGGGUCCCCGCUUCAAUUCCACCAGAGGGGCACCCCCCGGCCGUGGAUGGUGACAAUUAACGUUAAGUUGUUUCGGUACUGGUCAUAGUAUCAGACAAAUAUGACCA
This is a messenger RNA of Chaetomium fimeti, 913 nucleotides long. RefSeq lists its product as uncharacterized. The record is from RefSeq and is a predicted model, not a curated record. Lineage: Eukaryota; Fungi; Ascomycota; Sordariomycetes; Sordariales; Chaetomiaceae. The transcript has a single exon. The coding region runs from base 395 to 859 and encodes 154 amino acids.